Messenger RNA from Microplitis mediator, 1529 nucleotides. RefSeq lists its product as uncharacterized. Gene Ontology annotation, cellular component: nucleus; cytoplasm. Gene Ontology annotation, molecular function: ubiquitin protein ligase binding. Lineage: Eukaryota; Metazoa; Arthropoda; Insecta; Hymenoptera; Braconidae. The coding region runs from base 324 to 1292 and encodes 322 amino acids. Gene Ontology annotation, biological process: regulation of proteolysis; proteasome-mediated ubiquitin-dependent protein catabolic process. The transcript has 2 exons. The record is from RefSeq and is a predicted model, not a curated record.
UAUGGUGUUGGAUUCUUAAAAAAUCUCCCACCACCACCACAAGAUUAUUUUUCCAGUCGGAAGUCUGCUACAAUAUAAAUUCCUUCCGGAUGUAUAUUGUUUUUAAUUUUGCUUCGCAUAUGUGUUCAUACUUUAUAGACGCUAUAGAAAACAACUUAUGAUUUAUAAAUAAGCAAAUCAAUAUAAUUUAUAAUCAUUAAUAUUAUUUAUACGACUAUCAAGAAGUAAUUUUACCUUUACCUAUAAAAAAAUUUAUUUUGAGAUUAAGUAUUAUAUAAUACUAAAAUACAGUGAAAAGUAUCUAAGCAUUGAACAACAAUCUUAUGGAAAUUGAAAUGCCGUUUAUAUCUAGUGCUAAAAGUAUUCUGGCGAUUGAUGAAAAACCUCAAGGUUUCCAAUGUGAUUAUACAUGGAAAAUACCAAGUCCUCGGUAUCAGUACGAAUGGAUGUCAUCAGAGUUUUUCACGCUGCCAAAUUACGAUAAAAUUUUUUUUUCAAUUUACUUUAAAAAACUGGAUAACAACAACCAUAAGAUUCUAUUGAAAAAAAAUGGAAUUUUUGAUCCUACUGAAGCUAAUGUAAUCAUAAAAUUAUCUUCUGAAACAAAAACUCAGACAAUCAAGAAUUGGAAGAAUCAAGAUGUUGUCAAAUUCAAUUUUAAUUUCUCUUAUGCGGUUGUAAGUAUUACUUGUGAAAUACUAAUGGAUAGAAUAGAUUUUGAUGAAAUUGAUGAAGAGACAUUAUCCUCAACUUCAGUCCAUAGUGUGGAUGACUACUUACUUUCAUCAUUAUGGAGCGACGUAAUUAUUAAAAUUAAAGAUAAUACAGAUCAAUUACCAGCUCAUAAACUCAUACUUGCUUCACAUAGCUCUGUUUUCGAAACAAUGCUCAAAACAGAUAUGAGAGAAGCUAAAGAGAAUUGUAUUUGUUUUGAUGAAUUUGAUAUUGAUACCAUCAAGGAAGUCCUCAAAUUCAUGUAUACUGGCAAGAUUGAAGCUGAAAAUGAUUCUGACGUCCUUGUAAAAGUAUUAGCUUGUGCGCAAAUGUAUCAAAUUGAAAAAUUGAAAACUUAUUGUGAAUACAAUCUGAUCAAAAGUUUAAGUGUCAUAAAUGUUAUUAAAAUUCUAAUCGAAACUGAUAAUUUUGAUGUACCCAAGUUGAAUGAAAAAGCAUUAUUGUACAUGACUCUUAACAAAAAUCGUAUAUCAUUUGCUGAUGCGGUAAAAGAAUUGAAUAAUUCAAAAGUUUUGUUUAAUUUUUUUGCUCAGCAAACGGAAAUGAAAACAGAUUAAUAUUUUGCUACUGAAGUAUAGUGAAAUCCAGAAAAAAUAAAAGUAUAAGAAUUUUCUAUUCAAAAUUAAUCGCGUAGAAAUAAAAAGAGAAUAACUAUAAAUUACUUCUAUAAAUUUCGUAUACUUUUAUAUAUCUAAAAAAUUAUGAUAAUGAAAAUGAUUCUAAAAAAAAAAACCAAUAUAAAAAAAUAUUUUUUAUAAACUAAAGAAAACUCACAACAGAUUGAUGUUUGUUAA